Messenger RNA from Blastomyces gilchristii SLH14081, 2534 nucleotides. RefSeq names its product antigen, variant. The record is from RefSeq and is a predicted model, not a curated record. The coding region runs from base 1434 to 1919 and encodes 161 amino acids. NCBI's taxonomy places the organism in Eukaryota, Fungi, Ascomycota, Eurotiomycetes, Onygenales, Ajellomycetaceae. The transcript has 2 exons.
GUUAUCACACACUAACCCCUCAAGCCUUGAUCCGGCUAGUGUGUCCAGCUGCUUUAUCAUUGCCUGACUUCGCCAGGGUCCACUCCACUUCAGGCUCAUUCACCCGCGCUCUCCAUCGCAUCACCUUCGCUCACCACCCGGCCACCCACGCAACCACUCGCCCGUUUGGUGCCGAGCAAGCCAUGACGGAUGGACCCGCCGUGCGACCAGCCAGCCAGGCUUAUUCCUUGCAUGGAUGGAUCAACCCGUUCAGAUUACCGGAGCCAAACGCCCUCGAUGUGCAUAUCCGUUGCGGCGCAGCUUAGCAUGGAUCCGCCGGCUCACUUUUUUGGUUCCCCUUUCUUCCCUCCAGAAUGAGCGGCCGCCGUCUUAGGAUGCGUAUACGCAGUAAUAGGCUACGUGCCUUUCCAUCAUCCUUUUUCCUUCUCCUCCCAAACUAUCUUAGGCUAGUUGACCCUUCCUUUUGUUUCCCCUUUCAAGCAGUUACCCACCGAGCAAGUCGCCAAGAUAUCAUGAACAGGAGAAGAUUACUGGAUCCUGUUUCAAGAGAAAUUUCAUUGGAUCCGCAGGUGUCUGAAGACAUCAUAAAUAAUGAGAGCUUGCCAGGAUUCUACUUUCAAACUCUCCUCUGAUUCGGUUUACUCUGGCGCAUAAAUAUUUCAUACAUGUGUCUCUUCAAUUUCAUACUUGUACAAGAUGAUAAACUAAGUUUCUGUCAAUAUGUAGCAGAGGCUUAGCCAAUCAUUAUUGGUAUUCUGGAUAUGAAUGACUCCCAAGCGCUGACAUUGAACCAUGAUGUUUGGUGGUAGUCAUUUGGAUGGGGAAGAAUGCCUGCAACUCCAUUCUUGUCGUGGGAACAAGCACCAGGAAUGACUGGUCAAUCUGAAUGGACAGGGUUGCCUCUGUCGGUCCUGCAUUAGAAAAUUUCAGAUCCCAACGUUUCGGAUGUUUUUUGCAAUUCUUAUUGAUCCAAACAGUUUUGCAGACUCACAUCAAUGCAAGAGACAAGCGCAGAGCGAGAGUCAACCACUGGCUCUAAGCGCCGCCACUAGAAGUGAGAAUUAUCUCCGCUGAGACCGUCGCUCUUUCUUGUCGUGAUGAAAAAUAGCAUAAAUAGAGCGUCGUUUUCCUGGGAAUCGCCAAUUUCUUCUUCUUCCUCUGUCCCAACUUGAAAGCAGAACGCUACUCUUCAUUUAACUUCACCCAAAGAACCAAAUUCCAGAUGUAACACAAACCCUUCUAGCGAUACCUGAAAUACAAUGGCGCCGCUCAGCCCUGAUGAACUGAGAACUGUUGUUUCCGCGCUGGCGCAGAAACUUGAUUCAUUGAACAUCGACUACGCCAUUAUGGGGGGCGCUGCCACCUGUCUGUUGUAUCCCGACCCCACUCGCAGGACCGAAGACGUUGACUUGGUCAUUCAUGUUGACUAACGUAUGAUCACCGCCGACCGUCUUACAACUCAGCUCCUCACAUCCUUCCCAACCGAUUUCGAAGGAGUCAGCCAGUUCAGGCACACCAUUCCCGCAUACAAACUGCGCCGACCAGGAGGUGCCGCCCAGUUAGUGGAGCUAGAAGUAUUCGACUUCCAAAGCUGGCCGCAACGUCCCCAGUACAACAUUCAGGCCGCCACACGGAAGACGUUGAAUAUCAAUGGUCGCGCAGUCAAAUUCUUUGGCGCUGAAUGGAUCCUGCGUGAAAAGAUUUUGUCUCAGUAUCAGCGCCAAGGUAGUCCAAAAGAGGGAACAGAUAUCCGGGAUAUCACGAAUAUGAUCCCUUUGGCAGUGCCAGGCAGACCAGAGCUCGACUUCAAUCAAAGCCAGGAGUUGCAAACUGCGCUAGCAAAUCUUGUUCAAAAGAGGCCAGCCUUGGUCCAGUCUCUGAAGGCAAAGGUCAAAUGCACCGCUGUAUUCCAAAACUAAUAAGUUUCUCUGUCCUCCGCCUCAACCCGGUCAUCGAUCGAGCGAUAGAAUUCAAUGAAGGUGGCAGAUUCCGAAAUAAUCACACAUCCAAGGUCAAACUACUAGGGAGGGCGAGAGCUUGUUCCAUGCGGUGGCCUUCGGGGAGGGUUACGCAGUGCUACAGAUGUUACCGAAAUCCGUUGGCGGGGAGAAGGGCAUGUAGUUUUGUUGUUCAACGGAACCUUGGGGGUAUAACAUAGUCUUGCUAUACGUCUGGCAGAUGAUAUGAAUUCUAUUGCUUAAGUAUUGUCCAAAAAAGAAUAUCCCGUGUAUUGUAGUCAAUGAAGGGGGAAAAAACAUCAAAUAGGAUUCCCCCUCAUAUCUAUUGGUAGCUCUUUACCUGAGCCAAGGCGUUUAGAAAUGCGUCGAUCCAUCGGACCAAAUUUGGCCUCAUGGAUUCGACCAAAAUUGGUACUAUACCAUUCCACUGCCUGCUUAUCUGAACAAUGAUCAAGAACAUCAUUAUUGACCUCAAGGUAUCCUGUCAUCAUGGAUAUCCAGGAUCUCAAUGACUCGCCCCAUGCAGAAUAACCUGACUCUGUUUCUUCAUCAAUCGCAGCCAUAACAAAGCUUUCA